AUGGCUUAUUGGAUAAGUAACAAAGUAAACAAAAUUCGGGAGAACUUGCCCCAUAGACACCCUAAACUGCCAGAUUUUCAUUUAGCAGAUGAAAGGAUUUUUCAUUUAAUUCUAUUUUCUGGGGCUUGUAAUAAAAAUUAUAAUCCAAUCGGAAUUGGAGAAAAAAUAGCUCCAGACAUUGCAGAGAGAGAAUCUUGUACAACGGCAAAUCCAUAUCCUGAUUUCCCCCGCGUUGCUAAUAUUCAAAAAAUUGACUUAUGGAACACAAAAUGCGAAACGUGGAUGUGUGAGGAAUAUGUUAGCUGUGUAUUUGGAGUUAAAAUUUAUCCUAAAAUAAAUAUCAAAAGAAUUGUUCAUCAGCCAAUAAUA
Messenger RNA from Dentiscutata heterogama, 369 nucleotides. The record is from the annotation of a GenBank genome assembly. NCBI's taxonomy places the organism in Eukaryota, Fungi, Glomeromycota, Glomeromycetes, Diversisporales, Gigasporaceae.